Messenger RNA from Lachancea mirantina, 1137 nucleotides. The record is from the annotation of a GenBank genome assembly. Lineage: Eukaryota; Fungi; Ascomycota; Saccharomycetes; Saccharomycetales; Saccharomycetaceae.
AUGAGCGAACCGGCUGCUAAGACCAAUGAAAAUGAAUCCGGUGACGACUAUUUAUCCCAGGACGAAGAAGUCUUUGAUGGAAACGACAUUGAGAACAACGAGACCAAAGUGUAUGAGGAAUCCCUGGAUUUGAACUUGGACAACAGUUCGAAACAGAUUUGGCUGGUACGGUUACCUAGGUUUUUAGCAGAGAAAUGGAGAAAUAAAUCGAAUCUGGAUGGUCAAGAGUUGGGCAAAAUUAGAAUCAGCAAGAAUAACCAAAAUAUCCAGUUGAUCCUGAACGAAAACGAUAACGAUCAAAUCCCUCAUCAAUACGACUUGGAACUCACUAAGAAACUGGUUGAAAACGAGUACAUAUUCACGGAACAGAACUUGAAGAAAUUCCAGCAACGUGAACAGGAACUGGCACAGGACCCGGAAAAACAGAAACAGGCGUAUAUGCGCAAACAAGAACGUGAAGAAGAACAACGUAAACGGUUGCAACAGACCAGGAGGCGGAAUAACCGCCGGAGAUUCCAAAAUCGGGUUAUGACUGAUCAGGACGGUCGUGAUCGGUAUAUUCCAUAUGUUAAGACAAUUCCCAAGAAGACCUCCAUAAUGGGUACCAUUUGUCACGAAUGCCAUGUAAUUCCGUCUAUGACGGACCCCAAUUACCACAAAAUCGUCGAACAACGUCGUCAGAUCGUGCGUAACGUGCACAAACCCACAGUCACCGUAUUGGAUCAAACUCCAGGUGUAACAAUGAGCAAUGCGGGUAUGUCAAUGCGUUCAGACACGUCGAAUUUCUUGAAAGUUGGGCGUGAAAAGGCCAAGAACAGUGUACGUGCGAUCCGGAUGCCCAAGAAGGAAUUGCUAGAUUAUUUGUUUAAACUUUUCGACGAGUACGAUUAUUGGUCUCUCAAGGGUCUUAAAGAACGUACCAAGCAACCGGAGGUAUAUCUUAAGGAAUGUCUGGACCAAGUGGCCAUCCUGGUAAAGAAGGGUCCCUACGCUCUGAAAUAUACUUUGAAAACUGAAUACAAGAAACUGAAAGAGGCCGAAAGAGCAGCUAGGCUCGGCGAGCUGGCUAAAGACGACGAAGAAGAAGAAGAACAACUCAACCCAGAAGACGAAGCAGAGAUGGAAGACGUGUUGUAA